CAACACAAAAUGUCUCUGCCGUCUAACUUGAACCCUGAUGAGGCUAGUCCACCCUGGCUGAACAAAGGUGAUAAUUCUUGGCAGCUAACUGCAGCUACCCUGGUGGGUCUCCAAAGUGUGCCGGGUCUCGUAAUCCUAUACGGUAGCAUAGUGAAAAAGAAAUGGGCUGUGAACUCAGCCUUCAUGGCACUUUACGCCUUUGCAGCGGUUCUUGUAUGUUGGGUUGGGUGGGGUUACCGGAUGUCAUUUGGGGACAAGUUCAUUCAUUUCCUAGGAAUGCCCAAUGUUUCCUUGGACGCUCAGUACCUCAUCGAGCAGGCUUUUCUUGGAUAUUUGCCAAAUGCAACCAUGAUCUACUUCCAGUUUGUGUUUGCAGCUAUCACUUUGAUUCUGGUGGCUGGGGCAUUGCUUGGAAGGAUGAAUUUCCUUGCAUGGAUGUUGUUUGUGCCACUUUGGUUGACAUUUUCCUACACUAUAACUGCCUACAGUAUCUGGUGCCCUGAAGGGUGGCUAUCUAAGAAAGGCAUUAUCGAUUACUCUGGAGGAUAUGUUAUUCAUUUGUCUUCUGGUGUAGCUGGUUUCACUGCAGCUUACUGGGUUGGACCAAGAACCACCAAGGACAAGGAGAGGUUCCCACCAAACAAUAUCCUGCUGAUGCUGGCAGGGGCAGGACUACUUUGGAUGGGAUGGACUGGUUUCAACGGUGGUGAUCCCUACACAGUCAGCACCGAUGCAUCGUUAGCCGUCCUAAACACCCACGUCUGCACUGCCACAAGCUUAUUGACAUGGCUCAUGCUUGACAUUAUUUUCUUUGGAAAGCCAUCAGUGAUUGGAGCCACACAGGGAAUGAUCACUGGCUUAGUUUGCAUCACCCCUGCAGCAGGAGUGGUGCAAGGUUGGGCAGCAAUAUUGAUGGGGAUGAUGUCUGGUAGCAUCCCAUGGUACACCAUGAUGGUCCUCCACAAGAAGAUAGGGCUCCUCAAGCAAGUCGAUGACACCAUGGCGGUGUUCCACACGCAUGCCGUAGCAGGUAGCCUAGGAGGCAUCCUGACUGGCCUGUUUGCGGUGCCUAAGCUCAACCGACUUUUCUACUUGGUAGAUAACUGGCAACACUACAUUGGUUUUUUCUACGGACUCCAUACAGGUCACACCGAAGCCGGGUUCAAGCAACUCGGUAUUCAAUUGCUAGGAAUCGUAUUCGUAGUGCUCCUCAACAUAUUCACCACUAGCGUGAUAUGUCUGUUGAUCAGGCUGAUCAUUCCACUGAGAUUAGCUGAGGACGAAUUGCAAACCGGGGAUGACGCAAUCCAUGGAGAGGAAGCUUAUGCACUGUGGGGUGAUGGGGAGAAAUAUGAAUCUAAGCUGAAUUCGAUUUAUGAAGAAUUCCCACCACCAUCAAAAGGUGGUGAGGUUCAAAUGAAUCAAAUGGCUUGAUUUGAUCAUGUGUGCUUCACAGUCACACAUUGUGGGGAAUUGGUCCCAUAACUUCCUCUGAAUGUUUGUUCCCACUUUCUUACUGUAUUGUCUGUUUGAUUGUCGUUUUUCAUUUCUAAUGAUUAGAUUCCACAUAAGUCGGUUGAACCAGGAAAGCAAAAAGUGAGAAAUUAAGGUGCCCAUCGAUAGAAAUAAGAACCCUACCAAGCUUUCACUCUUGUAUUUCUUGUUGAAUACAAUCAUAUGUUUUGGUGCUAUUUCAACUUUGCAUUUUCCGUUCAGCUUUUCUUUUUUUGUGAAUUUAUUUUUCCUAUUGGAGACACUCUUAAUAAAUACAUCUUUGACAUUGUCUUAUAAUGUCUAUGACACCAAACCAAUUUAUACCAAUUAACCCAAAGUCAUUCAAUUUGAAUAUUGUGAAAAGAAAAUAACAGUUAGAGAAGCUUGUCCUUUAAAAUGAAAUUUGUUAUUUUGCAUAGCACUCUUGUGAUUGUGAAAGCUUCUGCAUUAGUAUCAGUGCUCAAAAAAUUCCCAAUGGAGAUGGCUGGGGGAAAAGAGGAAAAAAAGAAAUGCAGUGGAUUGAGACAAAAAAGAGCCGAAAGGAAUGACUAAAGUGUCUAAAUGCAGAUGAUGGUAUAAUAGAAAUAGACAGCAGUGAUAGGAGAAUUUGCCAAACAGGGGUGGACCGAUUUUCCCUAUCAACAACGAAAAGGGAAUUUUUCUCCGCUGGCCGCCUGCUACAAUUUCUCCACUUUUUCUCAUAAAAUAAUUUCAAUUAUUAGUUUACUUCAAGUUCGGGACAUUUGAUAUUAAAUGCCAAAAGAUUAUCAAAAUGGGUUGAUUAGGAAUAAGGAAAGGAAAGGAAGAAAAGGUUGUCCAUUGUUUACAAAUAUUAUUAUUUUAUUUUUGUGUGUGUUCAUUUUUUAGGAAACCAGCAAAAGCAGAACAGCUUUCGAAGAAAACAGUGAGGAAGAAAAAAAGUCGUUUCGGAGUGAGUAAAUAGAAAGGAAAAUAAAUAAAAGAUCAAAGCUUUGUAAUAACUUCAGAUCUGCAAGUUUUUAAAAGAGUUGGUUGCCUUUUGACUGUGUGCUGUGAAAAAAAUUCGAAAUUCUGAAAAGAACUGGAAUGAUCCGCUGUCGUUUUAGAAUGAGCAAGCCGCAUUGAGCUUUUCGAUCUUUGAAGCCAGGCAGGGCAGGCGAGAGUAGUAAUGGAGUCGGAAACGGCGUCGUCGGCGGAUGAACAGCAACUGUCCGGUUCUGCAGCUGAUACCAGAGGCAAGCAUCGGAUUCUUGCUGAACUUAAGCGUGUCGAACAAGAAUCCAAGUUCCUCGAGUGGUAUUAUUUGGGUAAUAGUUUUAGUUGGAAACCAAGAUCUUUAUGCUUGAGUUGAGGAGGAAAACUAUUCAUGGUAGAUCUUAGCAUUGGGCUGGGAACACGAGACAACCACAUCCAAAAGCUAGCUUUCGAUAGGAGAGUCGAAAGUCCAAAUAAACUUCCUAUAAAAUACUAUAAAUUCAAUGUGGUAUUCAAGUCAACUAUCCACUGGAAUCCAAGCGCCCCUAUGGGUUGGCUUUGCAAUUUAGAACCACGCCCUAAAAACUAGCUUCCAGGGUGAAAGACCUCGGCUCCAUACAAAACUCUCACUACUGUCAUUGUGGAAUUCAGGGAUGUUGCAGAUAUGCUCUUCAUCAGGUUAUACUGAUGUUUAGGAAGUCCCAAUUGGAGGCGGGAUGAAGUUCCAGAUCAGUCAUGUUAUGGCCGCUCUAUAUGGGAUGUGCUAAACUUUCUUUCUUUUUGUCCCAUUUUACCUAAUGAAAUAAUCUUUAGUUCUUAAAACACCAUAAUCUGAAUUCUGAACUUUGUCGGUCUUGAUUGCUUCCCGUAUUUGAAGAAUUAAGGUGAUAUUCAGUGUAAAAAGGGCUGGAUGAAUCCGUGUCAUGACUAAGAGCUUUUGGAAUUAUUAUUUGACUUUGACUUUGACUUGCUGUUCUUGCUAACCGUCACUUUGAUUGGUCAUGCUUUUAGCAAUGUUAUGCACUUGCACCACGUAAUAAAACCUAUAUAGAGUACAUUAGCACCCCAUAGACUAGCCUAAUUAGUAUGAAGUUGCUGAUCAUAGGCUCAUAAAUUUAGCUUUUGUCGUGCCCAUUUUUGCGCAUCUUUACUGCUUUCUUAGGCAGAUGAUGAUUUCUAAUUGACAUGUCUUACUUUGAGCAAUGUCAAACUUUAGUGACUCAAAAUUUUGCUGUGUGCUGAAAAGGUACCACAUUACAGUUUAGUAUGUCUUAUUCUUUCAUGUAUUUUUCAUUUUUUCCAGGAAGAGAUGGAAGAGCUUGAGAGAACUGACAAUGUAUCAACAUUGUCUGAGGAGUUGCUGCUUAUCAUGGAGACAAGACCUGAUCCACUACUCCCAUU
This is a messenger RNA of Gossypium raimondii (Peruvian cotton), 3849 nucleotides long. Its product is annotated as ammonium transporter 2 member 5-like. Bases 10 to 1434 code for a protein of 474 amino acids. Lineage: Eukaryota; Viridiplantae; Streptophyta; Magnoliopsida; Malvales; Malvaceae. Gene Ontology annotation, cellular component: plasma membrane. The record is from RefSeq and is a predicted model, not a curated record. Gene Ontology annotation, molecular function: ammonium channel activity. Gene Ontology annotation, biological process: ammonium transmembrane transport. The transcript is spliced from 6 exons.